This is a messenger RNA of Periconia digitata, 2898 nucleotides long. Lineage: Eukaryota; Fungi; Ascomycota; Dothideomycetes; Pleosporales; Periconiaceae. The record is from the annotation of a GenBank genome assembly.
CUUCUCCUCGUCGCGUGCUCCAUCUGCCCUGCUCUGACCUUCGGCCUCACAUCCGUCCACCGACCACGUGUGCCAAGCCAGCGACGCCUGCACUCCCACUUCUGGAACACGGCCCAUCGCAAACACCAUCUUGAAAGAUCAAGUGAACGCGCAAAACUCGGACCGUGUGCUCAUGUACAUGUAUGUUACGGCUUCAUCGACUCCUUCUUCACUUCCUCUAUGCUUGUCGCUACUACCUACGCCUGUUUCCCUGCAUGUCUCAUAUAUCAUCGUGACUGCAUCAUUCCAAUCAAUACUACUCCAUGCAUCAUAGCCACUUCCUCGUGCGCCGCUGCAUCUUGAUCGCAUGACUUGAAUUCAUAAAACUUUGUCUUUCUACUUGUGCCGCAUUUCGUCGCUUUUCCUCCUUUUUCUCUUAUCUCUCGCGUCAGGCAUCACAUCUCGCGAUUCAGCCUUCUCGUCUAUCGGCAGAGGCGCAGCACCAACACCAUAUGCCAGUAUCGAUUCUAACCAUCCCCAUCUAUCUUCUAGGAAGAACAAUCAGCAAGUAGCGUCUACUGAAACCUUUUCCAACUCCCCUCCACCUGGAUAAUCGCCCUGUCUGCCUGGCGGCCCUCCGUCGCCCCGUCAGUACCUUCUUGACAAACAUAGCCACCAAGUCUAGGCUUCUACUUUACUGUUAUACUCGCAGUCGAUAUUCCAAUCAUCAUCUUUGUGAAACCUCAACCUCGCUUGACUUUGCCAGAAUUGGCCCGAGAAGCAAGAAUCAAAGUCAUUGGCACAGGCCUACUCGGAAUGCGCACUGAAGUCGACAGAAAGGCUAGCGGUGACUCUCAGAACUCUUUUCAGGGUCUACUAUCAAAGUGUGGGAUAAUCCUACCUCUUUCUAGAAAACGACCAUCACACAGUCCUCAUCCUUCAACCAGAACACCUAUCAAGAUGGCUGCACCUGACGAUAUUAGCAAUGAAAAGGAAGCGCUCAAACAAGCUUUUAGAGAGACUCUCUCCACCCAGCAAAGGAAUUCUAAUCAAGCAGCCGAAUACAAAGAACUCCAACAAUUCAAGAAGGCCCGGGAGGAUCUAGUCAAAACCGAGGGUGACCGAUCGUGGGAUGCCGAAGCAGUACAUACUGCGAGCGAAAAAGAAAAGAGGGCUGCCGUCAUCGUUCGAGGACUUCGAGAAUUCGAAAGGCGCGUGGUUUUUGGCAAUGUCGCAUCUGAAGCGAUCCCAGGUCCCCACACACGUGACAUGGGCGGUCAAUUUCUUACCAACAAAGUCAAAAUCGAGGAGGACAGCAUUCUCUUCAAGAAAAUCGCAAAGGAGGUUCCCAAAGGUGGACUCCUGCAUCUGCACUUCAACUCUGAGCUCAAUCCAGAACGGCUUCUCGAACAAGCCCGGUCAAUGGACAAUAUGUUUGUCUGGAGCACCAGGGCUCUGCUGGAUGAGUCAGAUUUGCAACUGACCGAGAUGAUGUUCAAGGUAAUGCCCAGGCAUACCAAGAGUAACAACAUGUUCUCCAAAGACUUCAAAACGGAAAGCGAUUCGUGGAAGAAACCGGAAUGCAAUGACAAGGUGUGGAUGAGAUGGGACGAGUUCAAAGCCUCUUUCAAAGCAAAAUUCCCAGGACAAUACGUACAGAAGCACAGUGACCAGGACCAACUGAAUCUAGAUCUGGUACCCAUCGACCUCGAACCAGCCGAGAAUUGGAUUUUGCAGAAGAUGGUACUCAGCGAAGCCGAAGCAUACGCUCCCGAUCAGACAGUGAACGGAGUCUGGGCAAGAUUCAAUCAAGCCACGCGGUGUUUCAAAGGGCUAGUAAACUACAAGAAAGUAUACGAAUGGUACAUAGACCAAGCAAUCAAUCGGAUGAUUGAUGAAAAAGUCAUGUACGCUGAACUGCGGCCCAUGCUUCUUGACAAAUUCAUUCCUUCAGACAAUGGCGAGAAGAAGAUCGACAAUGCUGAGCAAAUGCAGCUCAUUCUUGACUGCGUCGCAAGUAAGAAAGCCAGACUCGAUCAAGAGGGUAAAGGUCACCUGUUUCCUUGUGGACUCAAGAUCAUCUACUGCACUCCUCGAUCUAUACCCAAAACUCUAAUGCAGAGCGAAAUGAUGGAUUGCAUCCAGCUAAAGAAGAAAUUCCCCAAUCUCAUUUGCGGCUUUGAUCUUGUCGGUGCCGAAGACCGACCAAACCAUAUCGGAUAUUACUUUGAAGAAUUGGUAGCUUUUCAAAGGAUGUGCAAACGCGAAGGCUUGGAGAUUCCUUUUCUCUUCCACGCUGGCGAAACACUGCUCGAUACAGGCGGCUCAGCAGACCCAAAAAAUUCGAACCUUUUUGACGCAGUGGCCCUGAAAUCAAAACGCAUAGGUCAUGGGUUCUCUCUAUUGAAGCACCCUCAACUUGUCGAAAAAUUCAGGAAGACAGCUGACAGUCCCGGGAUAUGUAUUGAGCUCUGUCCCAUCUCGAACGAGCUUCUUCAUUUGUGCAGAAACAUCAAAGAGCAUCCCUACCCUGAACUACUUGCUGCCGGAAUACCUUGCACUGUCAACAGUGAUAAUCCGUCUCUGUUCAGCAAUUCCAUGUCCCACGAAUUCUACCAAAUAAUGGUCGGCUCACCAACAAUCUCUGUCCAUGGUUGGAAACAGCUUGCGCUUUGGAGUCUGGAAUACAGUUGCCUAGGUCCGAAAGAGGUAAAACAGUGCAAAGGAUAUUUCAUGGACGCAUGGAACCGGUUCUGCGAUUACGUGGUGAAAGACUUUGACCAUCUAUUCAAGAUUCUGGUGAACAAGGAAGGCAUCGAGGUCCAAGAGCAAGGACCUGGGGUGAAGGAAGUCCUGGUUGAUGAGAUAAAUGAAACGAGAGCCAGACGCAUGUACGGUUUGCUGGUCGCGACGCCAUGA